This is a messenger RNA of Anisakis simplex (herring worm), 369 nucleotides long. The record is from the annotation of a GenBank genome assembly. NCBI's taxonomy places the organism in Eukaryota, Metazoa, Nematoda, Chromadorea, Rhabditida, Anisakidae.
CAAAAAAUUCGUCUUCGUGGUCCUAUGCCAGUAGCUGAUUACAUGCGUACAGUGGUGUCGUCGCCUUCUGUUGGUUACUAUUCGAGCUAUUCGAAAGAUGGUCGUGGUUCGGUGAUAUUCGGUGAAAAGGGUGAUUUCAUAACAGCACCUGAGUUGACUCAAAUGUUUGGCGAAAUAAUUGGUGUUUGGUGUUAUUAUGAAUUGGCUAAUACGGUUGAAACGUCGGAUAAUUUAAUAUUGGAACAAGAGAAGAGAUUAUGCUCGAGAGCAUCUGAAUUCAUCGAAAAUAAUGCACAUAUUCGUUAUAACACCACUCGUACGGGAAUACCGAUUUAUUGGUAUCGUAAUUUGAAUGAAAUUCCUGAAAAG